AUGAACUAUCCCUGGCGACCAGCUACAGCUCGAAAUAUACAUGCCGAUUCUGCGGCUUCAAAACCAUCCUUACCUAGUGAUCGACCCUCUCGCAAUCUUCCCAUCACAGUGGGAACUGUUGCUUCACGUAUCUUAUUACUUCAAAAGCUUGCGGGCAACCAAAAAAAUAAAUCACCACCGAAAACCCCUUCACGCUUUCCACAAAUCCGAUCUCCGUCGAAAACAAGACGAGAAAGGAGCAGCAAAUCACCUCAUCGAUCACGAUCCCCCCCUCAGUUUCGACCGCAAUUGAAUAGGAGACGAGAAAAUUCUCGUUCGAGCUUCGGUCGUCGACCUACGAAUCUCUUUGGGAACCCGGCGUCGAGAAAUUCGCAACCAAGUGAACAGUUGCAAACGGGGACGAAUCAUUCUUUCUUGGGUUUGAGAACACCGAGAUCGAAUCAUGAUGAGGGGCAAGCUAGAGCGGGGAAUGUGGGUGCAUUAAGGGUUAGUGGGGAUGUUGGACCUUCGUUGAGUGGCUUGCGGGGCUUGGAUCGGGAAGAUGCGAUGGAUAGUGGAUGGGCUCCUAUUGUUGAUACUUUGAAGAUGUCGAGGAACGAUCUAGGGCGAAGGACUGCUGGCCCCAAGGUAGAUUUACACAGGGGCGUUCAGACUUUUGGGGAUGACUAUAGCACAGCACAAGCGCCAUCUACUGCUCAAUUAUCCUAUGAACAGAACCUAACACUGAAUUCUCGUCGUCAGAGAGAGAAAAUACGGCAAGAUGAGAUGUCUAAUUCUGAGGUAUCUACUCGUACAACGUCUACACUUCAGCGACAGAGUGUUCGAGAUUUGUAUGCUAAACAUGGAAUUGAAAGGCCACCUGGACUCGCAUCAUCUGAAAUUGCGCGGGAAGAAAUCAAUAGACCUCAGAGACAUAGCGUCUGUCAUAUUUGCAUGUGGAUUCAUGAUAAGAAUGAAAAUACCUGUUGGAAAUGUGGUCAUCGAUUAUGCAGAGCUUGUGAUAGACUUCUGCCUUUUUCUCAUGGGGGUAAAGAUACAAGUUUUGAUUACGACCGAGGGCUUUCUAUUGAUCGGAAAGAAGCGUCGAAACCACUGCAUUAUGUAACAACACCACGACCAUCAAAAGGUCAAAUUACAAAGCAAUCACUGUCGAGGCCUCUGCCGGUUCCAAUACAGAAAGUUCAGAAAGAGGUCCGUCCGACGGAGCCUUUUCCGUCGUUCUAUUCCAAGAACGCUCUGCCACAAAACUCAAAGCUUGGUUCUGGUUUGGAUCCGUCGAAUUGUGAGCAAUUACAAUCGUGUCCUGGUAUCUACAAACCCGAGCGCCCCCAAAAGUUCUCAACUAAAUUUCAGGAGACCUCUCAAGAAAAUUCCAUGCUUCCUACACCAAAUUUUUCCUCCCAGUAUGUUGCCAGCGAACAUAGAUCUGACUCGGGAUCAUUGGAAACACACGACUGCAGAUGUAGAAGCUGUCAACAAACUGAACAUGAGAGUUUUGUCUGCCGACAUUCUACUUCUCAAUCACUUGCCCGAAGUGAGGAUAUUAUAGCUAUGGAUGGUCGCUAUACAACUGACAGUAUUAACGACGAAAACAUUUAUCGCUCGCUUUCUUAUCCUGACUCCUCUAAAACUUCACAGCCUUCUUUGAGAUUUUAUCGAUUAUUGAAUGGAUCUAUACACCGAGCAAUACAACUCAGCCAUGAAUCGGACCAGGAGGAAAUCCCACGGACUUCAAUGAGACCAGAUCCAUUUUCGAAUAACACAAUCUGUCGGACUACACAAGCUACUCAUAGAGUGAAUCGCAGAAGCCGUACAGACAACACACAGAGGACAGAAAGCUCGUAUCGUAUGUUCAAUGGGACAACCUAUCAACCAAUACAACCCAGUUUUACAUCGGAUAAUGUGGAAAAGUCGAAACUCCUAAAUAAUUAUUAUCCAUUUCUCAAUAAUUCGAAAUAUGGAAAACGUUCGUCGAGAUAUGGAUCAGAUUAUGUAGAAUGUCAUGGGUACCCUAGGACUGGUCAUGGGCAUUGCGAUCGCAGUCCUGUUAGUUCGGGUAUUUUAGGGGACUGCCAACAUUGUCUUGAUGAUUGUGAGUGUUCUGCAUGCCAGAGCACAGUUCAUAGUGUUCGAUGUUGUACAAAUGAAGUUCAUAAACCUAUGAUACAUCUUCAUCGUAGUCCAGCAAAGGUCUCGUUAAAUGAUGCAUUCAAUUCGAAUACUGGACAUCUUAGCUCGAUGCAGGAAAAGAAACCUUAUAUCUUAUCUCACUCUCAGACUUAUGAUCGUUCGACCGUUCAUAAGUAUGAUAGUGUUUCGGAAUGGUUGGGGAGUCCGGAUGAGCCUUCGCCGCAUCGAAGAUUGGAUACCCCGACUGAUACGCCGUCGAAGACUCUUCAUGUUGCAAGAAAUAAUCCAUCAAUUGCUAUUAAGCAAGCUAGCAAUUCGUUAUCGAUGGCUCGAAGUCCGUCACCUUGGGCUUCAGCAUCGAUUGUCCCGAAGGUUAUAGCACCGCUAGUGAAAGAAACUUUCAACAAAGCUUCAGAGAAUACUUGUUCAAAAAUAUCCGUGAACCCAAACAGACCAUCGUUAAGUGAUGGGACGAAAGACCAAUCCGUAGCACCCGCAAGACCAAACCCUCGUUUUCCCACGAAUUCUUCUCCGGGCUACUUUUCAUCCAAUCCAUGGCGAGAUAAAGAAGCAGUUAAUUUCCCCAAAAAUUAUCUCUAUUGGAAACAAAUGUCGAAAUCUCCAUUCCAGCAAGUCGCCAGACGUUCAACGGAUUGCGAAACGUCGGAUGUUUGUGGACAAUCGGAAUGGGCGGGACGGAGACGCAAGAGCGAGGAUGAGAUUUCAAGGAGGAAGAGGAAGGAGAGGCUGGGACGGGAACAGGAACAGGUAAGGAAUAAGGUCCAGAAGUGGGAGGAUAGGAGGUCGGAGAGUAGGAGGGGGGUGAUGAGGAGAGUGGGGGUGGUGAGGGAUAGUGUUGGUGUUAAUGGUGGUAGUGCUGGUGCGAGUGAGAUGGUAACACCGGUUAGCGCGGGGGGAUAUUUUGAUGCGCAGAUGAGGUGGUUGUCGAGUGGGAGUGAGAGGGGGAGGGGUAAUGGUUUGAAAGGGGUUAUGGGGUCGAUUUUGGAGGAAGAGGGGAAUGGGGAGCUUGGCGAGGAGCAGGAGCAGAAAGGGGAGGGUGAAGAUAGUGAUGGUGAGAAGCAUGAUUGUGUUUGGAAAAGGAGGUUUUUGGGGUUUGAUGAGGGGAGGAGAGUUGGUAGAUUGAGAAAUGUAAAUACAAAUGAAAGUCUGAGAGAAGAAGGGGGAGAAGGAGUGAAUGGGGCCAAGGGGGUUACGAUUGUGAUUCAUAUGGAGAAUGCAGAGGAUUUGGUUUUGAGGACAAAUUGUCAGGGAGGCUUGAGUUGGGAGGGGUUAGAGAGGUUGUUGAGGGUUGAGAGGGGGUUUGAGGGGUAG
Messenger RNA from Botrytis porri, 3462 nucleotides. RefSeq lists its product as uncharacterized. The transcript has a single exon. The coding region runs from base 1 to 3462 and encodes 1153 amino acids. The record is from RefSeq and is a predicted model, not a curated record. NCBI's taxonomy places the organism in Eukaryota, Fungi, Ascomycota, Leotiomycetes, Helotiales, Sclerotiniaceae.